UUAACCAAGGCAGCCUGCGGUGAGGUGGGAGGUGAGCUUUGGUCUCCCAGCGUCUAGUUCUGCACUGCAACUCCACCAAUGUUCUUGCUAUUGCAACUGAAUGGCCUCUAAUGACAGUCCGCUCGUUGCAGCGCUAGCUACCAGGCCAAGUCAAUGCACCCUGUUCAGCCGAGUGCCAAGGAAAAUCAGAGCCUCAGCUGGCCAUCUGUUUUCUGCGUAGUCUAAUUCUGCAUUUUACUGUAUAUUCUUGCUCUUGGAUGAUGCAGAGGUGUAUCAUGCUAGACAGCAAGUUCAUUUGGGGGCUGGGAGCAUGUCAGUCCUGUAGGUUACCUCUGGGAACUUGCCAGAUAUUUGAGGCUUGGUAGAGUAUUUACUAAACUAACCACAUCCCGUUAAAAUACAGGCUUCGCCAUCAGCUCUCUUCCUGUGCACUGAAACAUUCCCUGUGCUUUCUCUGUCACUCUCUAGAGAUCCCCUGGAUUCUGGCCUUUGCAGUCUAUGCUUGGACUGCCCUCGUUACAGUCACUUUAAGCCUGAUACAAUUUGUACUUUUUAAUACUAAAAACAUGAACCACAGGACUGUGCCUCAACAACAGAGGAGGGACAUGUUAGAACAGCUCAGCAGGUAGCUCUGUGUUUGGAAUUAGAUGCGUAUCUCACUUAUGUCAGUGGCCUGUGACCUCAUGCAAACAUACCUCCAAGGAGAAUCAAGGUGAAACACAAGAGAUGUGUCCCUGGUGAUGAGCACGUGCCAGAGAUGAGCCGACAAGGCAGGAGCCCGCUGAACAGCAUUUGCCUUGGAGCUGUGGGUGGUCAAGGACUGAAUGUGUGCUGGUGGGUUGGAGUGAGGAGAGAUGCUGUCAGUGUGCCCAGCUCCUAGGAGCGGUUCUUCAAGAUGACCUGAAGACUCAUGAAGAAUACAAAAUUCUGCAGAGUAGGACCUCACCAGCCAGGCUGCAGGCCUAAGGGCAGGUUACAUGCUAGAUUCAUGUCGCACUGAUCCACCGGGUUUACCAGCAGAUGGGGGAGCACCCCACGGCACCCCAACUGCCGUGUCCAUCUUGCUCGUGGGAAUUGGGUGGAGUCAUGUCCAGCCAAAGGAAAGACCAGCUUGUUCCUCGGUGUCUCGGUUCCAGGAGAAGCCAGGACUGCCGCUCCACAGAAAGGUUUGCUAUGCUAUUGGGGGCAUUCCCUACCAGAUGACAGGAAACGCCCUUGGGUUUUUCCUCCAGAUCUUCCUUCUGGAUGUUGUGCAGCUGGAGCCAGUCCAUGUCUCUUUGAUCCUUUUCCUUGGAAGAGCCUGGGAUGCAGUUACUGACCCUGCUGUUGGCUUCCUAGUCAGCAAGAGCCCAAGGAGAAAAUAUGGCAAGCUGGUCCCAUGGAUUGCAUGCUCCACACCAUUUGGGGUGCUUUUCUACUGCAUGAUGUGGUCCACCCUCCCUGAUGCCACCCCCAUCUCCCUGAAGUUCCUGUGGUACCUGUUCAUGUACAGCUUCUUCCAGACUUGCAUGACUUGCUACCAUGUGCCGUAUUCUUCCCUGACAAUGUUCCUGGGAGGAACCCAGAGAGAUCGUGAUUUAGCCACUGCCUACAGAAUGGGGAUGGAGGUGUUCAGCACGCUCCUCGGAUCAGGAAUUCAGGGGCAGAUUGUGGGCAGUUACCAUGCCCAUAUGAUGAACAGCUGUUACGUGUUGAAUGGGACCCAGGCCAACACCAGCUCCUCCAGCCCCACAGACUCGCUGGAGAACACGCGUAGGGCCUACGUAUUUGCAUCCCUGGUCCUGGGCUCAAUCUAUUGCCUGUCCUGUCUGAUUCUCAUCUUUGGAGUAAGGGAAGAGCCUGGGCCCCUCAGCCCCCUGGGGAAGGUUGGGCUGCCCUUCACUAGCUGCCUGAGGAUGAUCAUGGAGCACAAGCCCUACACCCAGCUGCUGUGUGGCUUCCUCUUCGCAUCCCUGGCCUUCCAGAUUGCACAGGGGAUCUUUGCCGUCUUCUGUACUCAUGCUGCAGGUCUGGCCGGGAAGUUCCAGCAUUUGGUGCUUAUCAUGUUGGUCACAGCUUCCCUCUCUAUUCCAUUUUGGCAGUGGCUUUUGGGGAAAUUUGGGAAGAAAACGGCUGUGUCCUUGGGCCUAGUGCUGAUCAUCCCGGCCCUGGUAGCGAUCACCCAGGUGAUGCACAGCUUCCUGGCCUUCGUCUUCCUGAUGAUCGUGGCAGGCUGCAGCAUGGCUGUGCUCUAUCUGUUGCCGUGGUCCAUGCUGCCGGAUGCGGUGGAUGAUUUCAGGCUGAGGAACCCCAGCUGCCUGAACCUGGAGGCUCUCUUCUACUCAUUUUAUGUCUUCUUCAACAAGUUUGCAGGUGGUCUUGCUGUGGGGAUAUCGACACUGAGUUUACAUUUUGCAGGUUACCAUGCUGGAGACUGCACGCGCAACCCCUCCGUCAUCCUUGCCCUACGGCUGCUCAUGGCCCCAGUCCCAAUAAGUCUGCUGCUCAUCGCCGUAAUCAUGUUCUCCAUCUACCCCAUCAACGAGGAGAGGAGGAAACAGAUGAGAAUGGAGAUGGAGGCAAUCGGGCAUCAUGUACAACAUGGCAACGCAGAGUAAAACAAGCGCUGAGCUGGGUGAGUUCCUUUGGGAAGAACGCGGACUUGCUGUGUGCUGCCAGGAUGUGCUGCUGUCAUGGAAAGUCCCCAUUUCCCGUCGUUUCCUGUUUCCCGUGUUCCAACAGCCUGUUUGUAUCCCGGGUCCCCUCCCUCUCCUGGCAGGCAUGCACAGGUCGGAGCGGGGUCCUGUGCAGCCCCAGCCCUGCCUCCUCACUAGAGAGCUGCCUUCGCCAGGGCUUGGCCUCCCUGGUCUUCGGCAGGUCCUGACGGAUCUGGGCAAGGCAGAUCUGUGCUGCUCUUCCAGGAGAGGCUGCGAUGCAGGGGAGGAAGGGCCCAAACAAGCCUCAGAGCAGCGCUCUCAAACAAGAUGGGACGUGGAGGUGUCACUUAGUCACGUGGGAAAACUUUUGCAUGAAGUACGCUGGGAUUGUUUUUGAGGGAAACUACAGCAUUCUUGGCAGUUUUUUGGAAAAGUAUUGCCCAGAUAGUGUGUUUGUGCUUACGCUGCCCUUUCACAGGGGAAAGUUUAGAAUUUCUUUGAAGAAGGGUGAAGUUCAAGCCAGCAAUAUAAAAGAAAAGCAUGUACAGAAAUGAUCACACCUGGCAGUACUGUAGUGAAAGCCAGCUACCUCUCUCUGCCUCGGUCUUGUUAGCUGAAUAACUUAGGGGAACGAGGAGUUUCUCGGUAGAAGAGUUUGCAGGACUGGACUGAGCUGCCUCGGUUCAGGCAGUCAUGGGGGUUUCUGGCAGUUUGUCCUGGCUUUGCCAUGUCAGGAGGUUAUGGCAUAAGUGUCAAUUGAAUUUCAGGAACAGUUGAGUUGCUUUUAAAUCAUAGCCUGUAGCUAGAUCUACCACAUCAGCAUCUUGUGAGAGCUUCCCAGCCCCCCCACGUCUCUCCUGGCAACAGUGAGGGGGCAGCAGGGGGAAGAUGGGAGAAACAAGCCGGCUUGUUGCUAGUAGCACUGAGCUGUGUUGAGCCCUGUGCAGAAGCAAAGAGUGAGGCUGGUUAUUUUUAGGGCUAGAGCUGUAUCUGACCGUUGGUUGACCUUGCAGCACUCCAGUCUGGUGCACAUUGGCAGGAUCUGAGCUAAUUACUCGCCAGUUGUGCACUAACUUAACUUAAUUUGAAGCCUUCAGCCUUGUGAUGCCACUUUAAGAAGAAUGGGGAAGAUCUUGUUUUAGGGCUGUGUCAGGGUGUCUGCAGGAACAUCGCACCAGUCCAGAUUCAGAGUGAUUUCUCAGAAGCACAAAGGGCUUCCUUUUUUUUUGCUGAGGCGUAAAGGAUGUUCCUUGGGAGUGCCUGACUAAGCCUGUGGUCGGGUGCUGCAAUGCGCUGCCCUCUGCCAUCAUGCGUGGCUUUCAGCCUUGCUUCCCGUGGAUUUAUGAACAAGCAAGUUCCUUUGAACAUUGAGGAAACACUGAUAGCUCAGAGUUUAAAGUCCUACAGAAGGCAUGAAUUAUGUUCACAGGCAUGUGCUCUUUGGGACAGAGGAGUGGACUUCCUCUGGAGCUCCUGCUCUGCAGCAUGUGCUGUGAAUGGGCCACAAACCACUCCGGAGUGGGACCUGCCCCACUGCAGAGCAGGGAAACGCUGCUGGCGUUUGUGGUGUCUUCCAGCCCUGCUACUACCCACGGUGGUACUUUUGUAUACCAAAAAAUGUCCCAUAUAUUUCUUACGCUAUUAAAUUUGAAUAUUCACGCUU
Messenger RNA from Dromaius novaehollandiae (emu), 4299 nucleotides. Its product is annotated as sodium-dependent lysophosphatidylcholine symporter 1-A-like. Gene Ontology annotation, biological process: carbohydrate transport. The transcript has 14 exons. Gene Ontology annotation, molecular function: symporter activity. NCBI's taxonomy places the organism in Eukaryota, Metazoa, Chordata, Aves, Casuariiformes, Dromaiidae. Gene Ontology annotation, cellular component: plasma membrane. The record is from RefSeq and is a predicted model, not a curated record. Bases 978 to 2597 code for a protein of 539 amino acids.